CACAUUCAUACAUUCAUACAACAUGGUCACUGUUGUAGUCGCUCAAAAGGCUUCUAGCUUUCCUUAUGCACCUUUGGUGCUUGCUGCUGCUUUGAACAACCCCGCGGUUGUUAAGAUCGAGUACAAGAAUAUCUCUACUCUUGCUGAGCAUAACAACGCUGCUAUUGCCUUGAGCGCCGAUGGAGUCACAUUGACUACUGUCAGCGCCAUCCUCCGUUAUAUCGUCCGCUCACACAAGAACACUCUCUAUGGCACUGAUCCUGCCUCCACCAGCUUGAUUGACGACUUUAUCGACAAGAGUCAGGAUAUUAUCAACACAUCCGAUUUCAAGUCACUCGAUGUGAUCUUUCAGCAAUUGAACCAUCAUUUGACUCUUCGCAGUUACUUUGUUGGGUACAAGGUUUCUGUGGCUGAUAUUGCUAUUUGGGGUGCUCUGAAGGCCAACGCCAUUUUCGCUCGUCAACUCAAGACAGGAAAGGAUCUGGGUGUGUAUCUGGCUCGUUGGUUUAACCAUAUCUCUGCUCAAGCCUAUGUGGACGUUGCUUUGAAUGAACUUGCUCAUGCGAACGAGAGCACUAAAGUCGCAAAGGCAGAUCAGGGAUCAUUUGAUAUUAACCUGAUCGAUGCAGAGAUGGGCAAAGUUGUGACCCGUUUCCCACCCGAGCCUUCUGGUUACCUUCACAUUGGACAUGCCAAGGCCGCUUUGUUGAACAAGUACUUUGCAGAUCAAUACCAGGGACGACUCAUUGUUCGCUUUGACGACACAAACCCUACGAAAGAGAAGCUUGAGUACGAGCAUUCUAUCAAGGAAGAUUUACUCUUGAUUGGUAUUGAUUCUUCAGUGGUUUCCUACACAUCCGAUUACUUUGAUCAAAUCUACCAGUAUGCUCUUCAAUUGAUCAAGGAUGGAAAGGCUUAUUGCGAUGAUACGAGUCAGGAGCAGAUGCGUGCAGAGCGUAUGGACGGUAUUGCAUCCAAGUGUCGUGAUCUCUCUGUGGAAGAGAACUUGCGUCGGUUCGAUGAGAUGAAGAACGCGACUGAGUUUGGAUUGUCAUGCUGUCUUCGUGCAAAGAUCUCGGUUGAUAACCCUAACAAGGCCCUUCGUGAUCCUGUCAUCUACCGCUGCAAUCUCACCCCUCAUGCUCGUACUGGUGACAAGUGGAAAAUGUAUCCUCUUUAUGAUCUUGCAUGCCCUAUUGUCGACUCUCUCGAGGGUGUUACACAUGCUCUCCGUACAGAUGAGUAUCACGACCGCAACCCACAAUACCAAUGGUUCCUCGAUAACCUCGGUCUCCGUCAGGUUCACAUUUGGGAGUACAGUCGUCUCAACUUUGUCUACACACUGUUGUCGAAGCGCAAGUUGACCUGGUUUGUAGAUCAAGGACGUGUCUAUGGUUGGGAUGAUCCUCGUUUCCCUACGGUCCGAGGUAUCCGUCGUCGUGGUUUGACCAUGGAAGCUCUCAAGACCUACAUUUUGAUGCAAGGAGCCUCUACCAACUAUAUUACACUAGAGUGGGAUAAGCUCUGGGCCGUGAAUCGUAAACAGAUUGACCCGAUUGCUCCUCGUCACACUGCCAUUGAGAGUCUGAACAAGGUUAAGGUAUCAGUGGCAGGAGCGGAUCCUUACAACUUUAAGGAGGUGCCUCGUCACAAGAAGAAUGAGGCUUUGGGUAACAAGAGAACUGCCUAUGGUCCCACCAUCUGGCUGGAUCAGGCGGAUGCCAAGGGACUGGAGAUCAAUGAGGAGAUCACGUUGAUGGACUGGGGCAAUGCUUUCAUUCGAAGCGUUGAGAAGAACUCUGAGGGUGUCGUCACAGCCGUUCAACUUGAGCUUCACUUGGAGGGAGACUUUAAGAAGACCAAGAAGAAGUUGACCUGGUUGGCUGAUGGUCCAGAGUUGGUCAAGGUUGAGUUGAUGGAUUACGAUUACUUGAUCACAAAGAAGAAGAUUGAGGAAGAGGAUAACCUGAUGGAUUUCCUUACACCCGUCACUGAGUUCAAGACAGAGGCCAUUGCAGAUGGUAAUGUAGCAGAGUUGAACAAGGGAGACAUUAUUCAGUUUGAGCGCAAAGGCUUUUAUAUUGUGGACUCGGUUGCAGAGGGUGACAAGCCUGCACGUUUGAUCUUGAUCCCCGAUGGUAAGGUCGCGUCCAUGGCGUCGAAGGCCGCACCCGUCUCUCAGACAGCGAGUAAGGACUCGAAGAAGAAGUAGUUGUAGGAAGGAAUAAAAAUAAUAACGAACCGAAGACCGUGGCUUCGUCACAGUCGGCUCUUAUCUCGUCAGAGAAUUUAUUGCUUUGCUUCGUGAGGACAAAAUAAAAAGAAAUUGGG
Lobosporangium transversale is the source of this 2331-nucleotide messenger RNA. RefSeq names its product tRNA synthetases class I, catalytic domain-domain-containing protein. Gene Ontology annotation, biological process: translation; glutamyl-tRNA aminoacylation. Gene Ontology annotation, molecular function: glutamate-tRNA ligase activity; ATP binding. The transcript has 6 exons. The record is from RefSeq and is a predicted model, not a curated record. The coding region runs from base 23 to 2212 and encodes 729 amino acids. Lineage: Eukaryota; Fungi; Mortierellomycota; Mortierellomycetes; Mortierellales; Mortierellaceae. Gene Ontology annotation, cellular component: cytoplasm; cytosol; methionyl glutamyl tRNA synthetase complex.